CCUAUUGACUGUCGAACAACCACUUUUGAACAUUGCCAACAACGGUAAUCUUGAUGACUUGUGUAAAUCCUUGACUGAAGUGCUUAGUGAAGAUACAAACAGUGUUUCCAAAAUGGAAAAUAAUUCAAUUAAACAUGUGCCAGUAAACCAGACAAUCAAGAAAGUUGGGCACAGCAUGUUUUAUGAAGUUGAUACAGUGAAGUUAGUACCUGCAACAUCAAAAGAAACUGAAAAAGCAGAUGCUGUGGUGUCAGAUGAUGAAGUUCCAGAUGUCCAUCAGGAUUGCACAAUAUUCAGCGGUGUGUCAUACUUAGGAGCAGCAGCUAUUAAUGCUCCAAAGAGUGAAGCAGAAAUUCAGCGUAAUAUGUGCAUUUUAAAUGAACAGUCUUCAGAACAAGCCAUCAAGGUGUCAGUUUCUGUGCCAAGCUUGUCAAAUGGCACAGUUGUAUUGUAUGAUGCAGCUUCUCAUGUGAUAAUGGCUCGGUAUGAAAUCCAUCGCAUCCUGUUCUAUGCACGAGGGACAGCGGGAUCUACCGAAGCUUCAUGUUUUGCCUUCACAUGGUCUCAUGGAGACACUCAAGAAUCAGCUAUUUUUCAGUGCCAUGUAUUUAGAUGUGACAUUCCUGAAGCUGUAGGCCAGGUUUCAGCCUGUUUUGCAAAAGCCUUUCAACGAGUACCGAAGUCAAUGAAUAAUUCAGUCACAUCAAGUGAUCUUGGACCAGCAGUACCACCUGACAGAGAACAUGUUGAAGUCUAUGUAUUUGAAGUGAGCAUGGAAAUCAAAGAAGAUGAUGGCCGGAGUGGCUUUAGUGCAGUACCAAAGGACCGAAGUUACUUUAAAUUACGUGUGAACCUGGAAAAACAGCUCUGUCUCACAGUACAGCAAGUGUCAGAGAAUGAAAGGGACCUGGAGGUGGAGAGGUGUUUUGGUGUACUAGUCAGCCCUGGUCGCAACGUCAAACACAGUGAUAUGCAGUUGCUUGAGAUGGUGUCAGUGGGUUCAGGAACUGGUGAUAAACAAUGUUAUGUGAUCUCUGGUCACUGGGAUCCUGCAGAUCCAGCAUUUGAAGCUUUGAAUGUGGAGACGCCACGUGAUGGACGAAUUUACAUCACAGUGGCUGUAGAUCUGGUGAUCCAAGGUAUCCAGGAGCCUGUCCGUUUUCUUAUUGAGACACCUGUAAAAGUAUUUCCUCAAGGAGAGCGCUUCUGGUACUUCAGUCGACGCCCUCUCAUACAGCAGUUCUCCCUCAACCUACGAGAGGUGCCAUCAAGUGAUGUAAGCACAGUCCAUUAUAAGGUUCUGAGUAUUGACACUUCGGGUGAGCUAGAUAGAAACCGGCUAAACCUUACACUAAAUUUAGCAAGUCUGAUUCGUUCUCCUAGCAUUGCUUCCAUAGACGUUGAUACACUUACACCUAAGGAAGAGGCUAUGUCAGAUGGGGAUGAACCAUUACUAAGUGGUACUGGUGAAGUAUCAAAAGAUUGUUCAGAAAUGGAGUUAGAAUCUUGGGCAGAAGCACUUGCUCGCUGGACAAGCACCAAGCAGCGGCCACGGCAGUUAGCAUCUCUUGUACGGGGUGGCAUUCCAGAAGCUUUACGUGGAGAGGUUUGGCAGCGUCUUGCAGGUUGUGAAAAUGAUACAACGAUGAUGGAUACCUACAGAAUUCUCAUUACAAAGGACAGUACUUGUGAGACUGUAAUCCAGCGAGACAUUAACCGCACAUUUCCAGCACAUGAUUUCUUCAAGGAAGCUGGUGGCUUGGGCCAAGACUCACUGUAUCGCAUUUCAAAGGCUUAUGCUGUUCAUGAUUCAGAAGUGGGCUACUGCCAAGGACUCAGUUUCUUAGCUGCAACUUUACUUUUACAUAUGCCAGAAGAGCAAGCAUUUUGCAUACUGGUGAAAUUAAUGUAUGAUUAUGGUUUGCGGGACCUGUAUAAAGAUGGCUUUGAAAACUUAUACAUGCGACUCUACCAGUUAAAUAGGCUGAUGGAGGAGCAGCUGCCCCAGUUAUGGCAACAUUUCUCUGACAAAGGUGUGGAGUCACACAUGUUUGCAUCUCAGUGGUUCCUCACAUUAUUCACAGCCCGAUUUCCCCUUUAUUUUGUUUUUCACAUCAUUGAUGUUUUCCUUCUUCAGGGUGUGGAUACAUUGUUCCAAGUUGCUCUAGCAUUACUUAUGAUGUGCAAGAAGGAGCUACUAUUAUUGGACUUCGAAAGCAUCCUUAAAUAUUUCCGUGUGACUCUCCCAAAGAAGUGUCGUACUGAAGAAGUGGCCCGGCAGCUCAUGAAGCUUGCAACAAGUCUUAAGGUUAAGAAAUUGAAGAAAUAUGAACAAGACUUUAUUACUCUUAAAGAGGUCCAGGACAAUGCUGACCAGUACAGGAAUGAGCUUGAUCAACUUAAAUCAACGCUGCUAAGAACUGAGGAAGAGAAGAAGAGAUUAGAAGAUGAAGUGACUCAGGUGAAGGAAAUGCUGAAGAGGGAAGUACAGAAAGCUGAAAAUGAAAGCAACCGCAACACAGCAAUUAUUACUGAAUAUAAGCAGAUUUGCCAACGGCUUGAUGAUGAACAGGUUGCAGCAAAAGCAGCCUUGAACGAUCUCAGAAGUCAGGUGGUGGGCUGUGACCAUUGUCGAACAUUACUGGGAGAUGAGAAUAUUACAGAAAAUGGAGGAGAACAAGAUAUCCCAACCAACAAGACUAGCGAUCCCCAACUGAUACGAGCUCAGGAGCGCAUCCGAGAACUAGAACUUGAACUGGCACAGACAAAACUUGCACAUGUGGAGGCUGAGUGCCGUAAUCAGGAUUUGGUACAUCAGCUGCAUUCCACUGUGGCAGAGUUGCAGACUGCACGUAAUUCAUGGCCUCCAUGGUUGCAUAAGACAUUGAGUUCUAUUAAAGAAGUAGCUAACAAAAAGGAGCUGACUGGAGGAGGACCCUUAGCAACCAUGGCCAGACGGGAUGUAGUUUCAGGAGGUGGCCCUGUAGUUGUAGUCCGACGUGACUCAGCACCAGGCCUGUCCAGGGAUUCUGCUAGUCGAGAAAGUCUGCGUGACAUGUAGACGGUCCAUGUUACAUCUCUGAUAACUCAUCGGUCAUUAGGUUCUUCCAUUUUGGAAUGAAUAAUGAUGAGUUUAUCAUAAAAUAUACUUCAAACAAAUGUCUUAUGGCACAUUCCUCAAAUGUUGUCUGACUGUAUUAGGUGUUAUGACAUUACCUUGUAAUUUGGAUAACAUUUUUAGCAGUUAAGUUUUUGGAGGUAGAAUGGUCAAGCAACUUCUAAAAAAGGAGAAUAAUUAAUAUUCUCUUUCAAGAAUAUUAUGAGUUCAACUGCAAAUUGUGGUAAAAUUCUUCAAAAUAACACAGGGUACCAUCCUGCCCCAUCUUAAUGCAGGAUUGCAUUGAUGUGCAUUGGUCAUCAUCUACAGUAUGAACCUCCAGCAGUGUACUGCAGUUUUGUAAUGGAAAAUGUUAAAAUAAUUUAUUUCUGACCAUUUCUGUUUAAACAAAACUCCAAUGAAAUUACUUGUUCACCUGUAGUAGGCAGCAGCAUUUAAAAGGACAGACACAAGGCAAUGUCAUGAAGCCAUCUUCACUAAAAUGGGGUAGUCCAUCAAUCACAUAAUACAAUGUACGAACAAAGAAAAGACAAUUAGAGCUAAUGAAUAUAUGUAUGUGUGUCUUAAGAAACAGUAUAUUUAUAAGAAGGUCACAUGAUAUCUUUGCAUAGUUAAUGUUUCUGUAUGAAUCUAAUAAGAUCACUGACAAAGAUCUACGAGUAUGUGUGGAUAUAGUAUGAAUGUAAACGUUUUCUCUACCAUAUGUGUAUGGUACUUCAUGGUUUCUAUUUCAUAUCUAAGUUAGACAUUAAUAAUUUCAUCUUUGAAUUGCACAUUAUAUCAUUAGUUUAAAAUAUUCAGUUGCAAUGAAAUAUUAAUAUUUUUCAACUACAGUAAUGUGCCAUUAGUAGUCUUAUGAUGUGUUGUGGCAUAGAAUCAUCUGUUGCCAACAGCCAGUGAGUGUAUUUCUGUGAUGAGUUGCUAAUGACAAACCUCCACAUAAGUUUAUAUUAGGACAAAAUUCUGAUAAAGAAAACCAUAAGAAGAUAAAAUUAUUGUAAUAUGCAAGAAAAGGAGAUUAUGUAUGUUACAACUGAAAUAUUUCUAUUUGGAUUAAAGCUGCAGUAAUUGUGUUACAAUCUGUAUCUUUUUAAGUCAGUGCAUAUCAUUCAUACUUAGACAUUUAUGUCAUAAUUUGUGGCCGCACUUUACCCCCCGGAAAGGACCCCAUACCCAUUGGACAGGAGGCUGGGUGGGCCCCAGAGCCAGUCUGGACGCAGAGGCUAGAGGAAAAACCCUUGCCCCAGUCGGGGAUCGAACCCCAGUCGCCCAGCCUGUAGCUAGUCACUAUACCAAUUGAGCUAUCCCGGCUCAUGAUAAUUACGUACUUGUGCAAUAAAAAUAUUCAUGAAGUACUAUUAACUUUACUAUCUUGCAGGAAGUAUUUAAAUAAGUACUAUGCUGCUUCAAAAUGUAUUCUGCCCAAUGAAAGAUCCAUUCUGUAACAAAUUCAAGUUUCCUACUCAUGGAACUCUUCUAUAUAAAAAGCUGUUGUAAUUACUUCAUUGGUGAGAUUUGAGGUUUUCCGACCCUUUAACCUACAUGCAUCUUUCCUCUAUACUAUCCUCUCUCUACAGGUUUAUGCAUCCUUCCUUUCCCUUCAAAAGUGGUUUACCUUCUCCAUGCUUUUCAUAUUCCUAAUUUUGUAGGUAGUUCAUUCAGAAUAUUAUGGAGACAGUUCUUCAGUCAGUGCAUUGUGUUUUAGUAUACAGAUUCAUAAAAGAAGAACUUGAUGUUAAGAUUUAGCAUCUUGUUCAGUUUGAGACACAUAAUCACAGGCUUUGCUGAAAAUGUUAAGAAAUUCUCCACAUUUUUGUUCAUGUGUGUACAAUGUGUGAUCAGUAACAAUUGCGCUACAUGCCUACUACAAGCAGUGUGAUGGUGUCCACUCAAAAUUUGUGAACUCCUGGAACAUGAAACAAAACAUAUUAAUUAGUUUUAUGAAAUGUGGAUAAAUAUCAAAAUAUACAUGUCUUGGUGUCAGCAUUAUUUAUAGCCCUACAGCCAUUCAAACAGUAUUCUCAGUUUUUGUUCAGGUAAAAAUAUCUAGUGAUUUUUACUACAUAAACAUUUUCUUUUGGUAAUAAAUAUCUCAGGUAAUGAAUUUUGCUGGCAUUGACAACAUUUUUUACAUAUUCUAAUGUGAAAAAAUCCAGAGAGAUUUGGAUUAUGUGGAGGUUAUGUCAUUAGUCAGGGUCUUCCAAUCAGUUAGGAAAUUUGUCAUUCAGAGCAUGGUGAACUUGAAGCCUGACAUGUGGUAGGGAUCUGCUUUGUGAAAGAAGUGCAGUUGCAUUCCCCUUUCAGUGUCAUUAUUGGAAAACAAAACAUGGUGAGUUGUUCAAUAUUUCAUACAGUUCCACAAUUAUGUCUCAAAUUAAAGAGAGAUUAAGUCUUGAAAACGGAAGAUUUUUCCAUUGACACUAAACCGAACAGAACAGAACAGUUGGAAAAGUAGGUAAGGAUUAAUAAGAUUCAGUCCUUCAUAUACCAAACUCAAACAUUUUCUUUUUUGACAUGUGUUCAAAUGACAUUUUUUAAUCAGGCAUGCUGGUCAAAUUAAUUUAUGCUAGAAUUCUACAAUAAUUUUUAAAUCAUACCUUUGAAUCUCAAAUUAUUAGAAGCUAAUAUUUUUUCCUUAACACGUAAGCUAUGGUACAUACAUAUGUUGUAUCAUGGGAUCCUCAUGUGUGAAUUUAUUAAAUAUACCGAACAGAAAAUUAAGAAAUAGCCAAACACUUGAUUGCAUGUUGGUGUUUUAUUUGUAUUUAUUUUUUAUUUAAAUGUUAUUUUCAGAAGUCAUGGCUCCUUUCAUAAUAUAGAGUAAUUAAAAUUAUGUGAACUAGCUAUUAUAGUAAUAUCUAUGUAGCCAAAUAGUUUAUUGUGCAAACUGAUUAUAACAACACACAAGAUUUGACCUGGACUUUGUUUCCAGAUUCAUUUCUUUUUAGGUUCAGUUACACCUGUGUGCCUUGUUUGUUCAUUUGUACACAACAUACUAAAUCACUGAGGGUGAUUUUAAUGAACUGUUGUAUUAGAAGCUCAUGCUAUAAUGUGCAUGUAUGAACCAAACAUAAUACUAAUUCACACUAGGUAGUCUGGACUAUCAUGUUGCACAAAAUCCAAGUUUCAAGUGGGAGGAAUUUGUAUUGCCUAAUAUGUAGUCUUUUAUGAAUCACUUUAAAUUUUUCUUCAUGCAGGCCUGUGUUCAGUCCCAGGUCAGUUGAUGUAGGAUUCAUGGUCAUCAGAGUAGUAGUAGCAGUAGUACCUCUGAAGCAAAUUUUGCUUUAAAUACUGUACUUUUCCAUGGUAAUCAUCAUCUGCCAAAGGCCUUACUCACAUGUCAUUGCUGCUGAGGUGUGCUAUAAGCCCAUGUAACAUACACAAUAUCACAACCUUAGUUCAGUAUCUGAGCUUGUAACUUGACACUGUUGAUUUUUUUAUAGUAAUGCUCAUGUGAACUUUCCUUUGUCCGGACAGUAAUAUGUUACCUUUAGAAAUGUUUGUAAAUGGUUGGGUUGGUAAAAUGGAUAGGUGGACAGGCAGACAAGUAUAUCAUGUGGUGAGAUUUGAGGUUCUCACAGCAACGAGUAUGAAGAUGGCUGUCUUCUGGGAUAUAGCACCAUUGUAAUCUGGUAGAUAUUGACCAUCUUCUUAUCUCCCUGAUGAUGACAGUAAGAUCCUCUGAAAUGUUGAAAUGACAAUCAGUAUCCAGCAGACUACAUGAUGCUACAUCCCAGAAUAUUGCAGUCCUCAUAUACAUCACAUAUUUUGGUCUGCUCUCCUGCUCAGUAUCUGAGUCUUUUCUCAGAAUUUUAAUCAUUAUGUUGGAUCACAUUCUAUACUGUAUGUACAGUGAAUAUGGUGGUUAUUAAUGUAGUUUAAGCUAUAACAUUUAGAGCCUGAACAGAAAUUGGUACAGUGCUUAUAAUAUACAGAGUUCUUUUCUCUGUAAGUGCCAGGAAGGCAAAAAGCCAAAGUACUUUGAAAACAGAUGUAAUUGAAGCAGUGGAUUGAAAGUAUAAGAGUCAAAGAAUGGAAGUGCAAUGGAGAAUAAGUCAAGUAUAUGAGAGUAAAUAUGUAAAUUAAAGGGCUCAUAAAAGAAAUUAUACCUCACAUACAUAAAUGUGACUGGAUACUGUCUCCCUGAAAUUGCCAAAAUUAGCUUACUACUUUUUUGAUGAAUUGUGAUUCCACAAAUAAGCAAUUGUUAAUUAGAUAAAUACAGUAGUUUGCUGCAGAAAUGAACUCUCAUUAGGUUCUUUAACUCCUUAAAGCACAGUGUUUGCUAUAGGUACUACUUUAGCUUCCAGUAAUUCUGCAUUUUGCCAGCAGAAUGUAUUUAUGGAUUUCCUAUGAUUCUCAGAAUAGGCAGAUUAUUUCCUUAAACAUUAUUAAAUUAUUUUUGUGAUAAAUAUUUUCUUUGAGGUAGAAAAUGAAUUUUUAAUUAUAUUGAUGAACUUAAUGCUUCAGACAGUUAAUACAGGAGUUCCCAGCCAUUGGUGAGACAGAGUAGCUGUCAGUAAGUUUGUUGGCUAUAUAGUGGAUGAAUGGAGUUUUGUCACUGUUGACAGGGACAGGAAUUUUUUUUUCUUCCACCCACUGCAUCCACACUGAUUCUGGGUCCACCUAAGCACCUACUCAAUAGAUUCAAGGUGCUCUUUCUGUGGUAGUAAAGUGUCCAGUGUGAUGAUGACCAUUCAGCAUUCUACAGUUGAGAUUAAGAAUGCACCAGACUUUUCCUUUACUUACCAUAAACUAUGAUGGUGUAGUGUUUAAACAAAGGGACAUCUUUUUCAGCUUUGUUGUUUAUACUCGGUCUUCCUUUACUGGGGCCUUAAGUUGACCUGAACCCUGGGCUCAGUUCAGUAGGUAGUUUACAAAAGUGAGAAGAAAGAAACUCAUGAUUGCCUGCAGUUGGGAACAGCUGGAUUUAUUAACUUUCCUGCUUCAUAAUGGAUUGGAAAUAUAUUGCAAUUAUUUGUUUCAUCAUCAUCAUCUUUGGGAUCAUCAUAUACAUCUUCUUCUUCUAUGGCUCUCCGGUCUGUAUUCCAGAUUGGUCAAGGGGGAGAGGUCAGACUAAGACAGGUACCCUGGCCCUCCAGGUUGGGGUUGGUCACAAGGCUAACAACCUUGCACCGUAAAAAGGAAGAUGUUUCAAAACCAUCAUAUACAUGGAUCACAACAAUAGGCACAUUCAGUCAUAAAAUUAUGACUUAAAACAUGAACAUUAUGUCCAUUCUUUGACACUUUCAUUCCAGUUCUCAAUUUGGCAGCUGUUGAUUCCAAGAACAGAAACAAUAAUUAUAUUUCUGUUUAAUCCAUUUAUUGUAUAAGAUAAAUAACUCAUGUGCAAUUUUUAUUACUUCAAAAUAUGUCAUGCUUAAAAAGCUAGCCAUUGUAUUUUCAAGUAGAUACUCUUUUCUUCAGUAUAAUGUAUAUGUAUUUUGAGUUAUUACAAUGCAAAAACAUAAAUACUCAGCCAUGUACUAUGUAAUGCUAGUCUGUAUGAAGUGUACAUUAAAAUAAAUUAAGAUUCAGUACUUUA
This is a messenger RNA of Zootermopsis nevadensis, 8663 nucleotides long. The record is from RefSeq and is a predicted model, not a curated record. NCBI's taxonomy places the organism in Eukaryota, Metazoa, Arthropoda, Insecta, Blattodea, Termopsidae.